AUGUCGCUAGGAUAUUUUUUUGUGCGGGGUGGUGUGGGUGUGGGGCAUAGCGUUGAUGAGAUUUGUGGGGAGGAAAGGCACAACGCGUGUGGGGUCCUUCGGAAUCGGGUCCAGAGAUGCACCCGGGAAGGUGCCUCCACAGCCGGACUCCAGGAAGAACCCUGGGAAGAAGGAUCAGUGAAGGAUGUCUCGGUGAGACAACAUAUCGGAGGUUUCCGUCCUCUCCGGAAAAAUGGAAAAAUUGAAGACCCGGCCGCGCCUGGUCAUCUCCCCCAGCUUUUUGACUUUAUGCUCCGGUACCUUGGGGUCAUCGAUCCGGAUCCCUCUUCGACUGUGCUGGCCUCUUAUUGGUACUCCAUAAUGACCGUGGCGAUGGUUUCUGAUGAGAUUGGGUAA
Messenger RNA from Morchella sextelata, 396 nucleotides. RefSeq lists its product as uncharacterized. Bases 1 to 396 code for a protein of 131 amino acids. NCBI's taxonomy places the organism in Eukaryota, Fungi, Ascomycota, Pezizomycetes, Pezizales, Morchellaceae. The transcript is spliced from 6 exons. The record is from RefSeq and is a predicted model, not a curated record.